AUGACCCCAGAAAUGUGCGAGGAAGCCCGAUACAGGCUCUAUGAGCUUACGAUUGACGACGAAUACGGUGCUGGAUAUCGAAGAGCGAGAACUGAUCCUGAUCGCUAUCGUAUUUUGCAGGAACUAAUGGAGAAUAAUAUGGCUAUGCAACCGGUGGCCUGUACAUUUCAGGAACAGGAAAGCAUGCAGGAAGACGCCGACAUUGCGGAUGCAAGUGCGAUUGUGGAGCCAACUGGACCACUCGGCACAAGCGAAGAUUUGGAGCCACCGAGCAUCUCGCCUGACGCAAAUGAGUACUUGGAACCAGUGGUCUUGUCGGAGGAUUUCAUAUUCCUGAACCACUUGCCAACGCACGACGUCGGAACUGAAAAACAUCUUGCCGAAAUUUUAGAGGAAGGAUUUAUUGAGAUGGAUGCCGAAUAA
This is a messenger RNA of Gongylonema pulchrum, 423 nucleotides long. The record is from the annotation of a GenBank genome assembly. NCBI's taxonomy places the organism in Eukaryota, Metazoa, Nematoda, Chromadorea, Rhabditida, Gongylonematidae.